UCAGUAGCAGACGACGGGACGGUAGCAGACAGCGCGUAGCUGGCGUCGCUCGCGGGCGCUCGGUCGCGAGCGUUUGAAUCGGCGAAAUCGAGGGAGGCAUUUAACGCGUCGUGGUGCUCGCGCGAGGUGCGUGCCGUGGUGUGUCGUGUGAUACGCGUCGUGGGAUACGUCGUGCGAUUACAUAGGUGCCAGGCGAGCGAGCGAGCGAGCUAACCCCGUACGACCAUGGAUCCCGAGGCGUUCCUGGACAUGGCCAACCAGGUCAUCAAGCUGAAAAUGUUCCCGUACUUCGACAUAGCGCACUGCGUGCUGUGCGCGCUGCACGUCAGGGACGAUCUAGGACCCGGUGCACAAGCAUUUUCUCGUAAACAUCCUUUAUCAUGUUGGCUGUCUACAAUGUUGGUCGUUUUUGCAAGCGGUAUGCUGUGCAAUGGAUUAUUAGGAGAACCAAUUCUUGCACCUUUGAAAAAUACACCACAAGUGGUAGUUGCAACUAUUGUGUGGUAUGUGAUAUUUUACACACCGUUCGACAUUGGUUAUAAAGUAGCCAAAUUUUUACCAGUAAAAAUAGUAUGUUCUGCUAUGAAAGAAAUUUACAGGUGUAAAAAGGUGUACGAUGGAGUGACUCACGCAGGAAAACUUUAUCCAAAUGCAUAUCUUAUUAUGAUAUUGAUUGGAACGCUCAAAGGUAACGCAGCUGGAUUUACAAAAUUGUUUGAGCGUCUUAUACGUGGCGUAUGGACACCGACUGCGAUGGAAUUCAUGCAACCCAGUUUCGCCACAAAAGCAUCCAUGGUUGCAUCAAUUAUUUUUGUGCUAGACAAAAAGACUGAUCUCAUUUCUGCACCUCAUGCUCUUGUGUACUUCGGCAUUGUCAUCUUCUUCGUUUAUUUCAAGUUAUCAUCAAUUUUGCUUGGCAUUCACGAUCCAUUUGUACCGUUUGAAAAUUUGUUCUGCGCCUUAUUCCUGGGAGGAAUUUGGGACUCGCUGGCUAAAUUGUUGGGUCGUGGUCAAGUUAAAGACGAGAAAGCGGAUGCAAAAAAAGCAAAUUAAAUAAUAAUAAAUACCAGAGUUGGGAACGGUACCUUAAAAAAGUAACGCGUUACUGUUACU
Messenger RNA from Wasmannia auropunctata (little fire ant), 1113 nucleotides. RefSeq names its product trimeric intracellular cation channel type B. The transcript is spliced from 7 exons. NCBI's taxonomy places the organism in Eukaryota, Metazoa, Arthropoda, Insecta, Hymenoptera, Formicidae. Gene Ontology annotation, biological process: potassium ion transmembrane transport. Gene Ontology annotation, cellular component: membrane. Gene Ontology annotation, molecular function: potassium channel activity; identical protein binding. The coding region runs from base 226 to 1053 and encodes 275 amino acids. The record is from RefSeq and is a predicted model, not a curated record.